AUGCUGCGGUUCCUGCGCCGGACCUUUGGCCGCCGCUCCAUGCAGCGCUACGCGCGGGGCGCGGCGGGGCGCGGGGCCGCCGGGCUGGGGGACGAGCGUGACGGGGGGCCGCGGGGGGGCCCGGCCGCCGUCGCCGCCGCCGCCGCCUCCUCCUCCUCCUCCUCGACGCUGCCCGCCGCGCCGGGGGGCAGCGUGUUCCCGGCCGGCGGCGGGCCCCUGCUCACGGGCGGCGCGGCCGUGCACAUCGCCGCCGCCGGCGCUGCCAAGGCCACCCUGUCCUGCCGCGUCUUCCUGCUCGACGGGACCGAAGUGAGCGUGGACCUGCCGAAACAUGCCAAAGGCCAGGAUCUGUUUGAUCAGAUUGUGUACCACUUGGACCUCGUGGAAACAGAUUACUUUGGCCUCCAGUUCCUCGACUCUUCCCAGGUUGCUCACUGGCUGGAUCAUUCCAAACCCAUAAAGAAGCAGAUGAAAAUCGGACCUGCUUAUGCUUUGCACUUUCGAGUUAAAUAUUAUUCUUCAGAGCCGAACAACCUUCGUGAGGAGUUUACAAGGUACCUGUUUGUUUUACAACUCAGGCAUGACAUUCUUUCAGGAAAAUUGAAAUGCCCCUAUGAAACGGCUGUGGAAUUAGCUGCUCUCUGUCUACAAGCGGAGCUGGGGGAGUGCGAGCUUCCAGAACACACGCCAGAGCUUGUGUCUGAGUUUCGGUUCAUUCCAAAUCAGACAGAAGCGAUGGAAUUUGAUAUCUUCCAGAGAUGGAAAGAGUGCAGGGGAAAGAGCCCUGCCCAGGCGGAACUGUCCUAUCUGAAUAAAGCGAAGUGGCUGGAAAUGUAUGGGGUAGACAUGCACGUUGUCAGGGGAAGAGAUGGCUGUGAAUAUUCUCUUGGACUGACCCCGACAGGCAUAUUAAUCUUUGAAGGAGCUAACAAAAUAGGCUUAUUCUUUUGGCCUAAAAUUACCAAAAUGGAUUUUAAAAAGAGCAAAUUGACACUGGUGGUGGUAGAGGAUGAUGAUCAGGGACGGGAACAGGAGCACACGUUCGUAUUCCGGCUGGACAGCGCCAGAACCUGCAAGCAUCUCUGGAAGUGCGCAGUGGAGCAUCACGCCUUCUUCCGACUGAGGACGCCAGGAAAUAGCAAAUCGAACAGAUCAGACUUUAUCCGGCUGGGGUCUCGCUUCAGAUUCAGCGGGCGGACAGAGUAUCAAGCCACACAUGGCACCAGGUUGCGAAGAACCAGCACCUUCGAGCGGAAGCCUAGUAAACGCUAUCCAUCCCGGAGACAUUCGACAUUCAAAGCAAGCAAUCCGGUGAUAGCGGCUCAGUUCUGCUCUAAAACAAAUCCCGAAGUCCAUAAUUACCAGCCUCAGUACCAUCCCAAUAUCCACCCCAGCCAGCCUCGGUGGCACCCUCACUCUCCAAAUGUAAGCUACCCGCUCCCUUCCCCAGGGCUCAGCAGCUCAGACCGGCUGCCUUUCGGCAUCGAGGAGAACGGGGGCCCUACCCGCGCCUCAGCCAGGCACCACCACCACCAGCACCACCACCAGCACCAGCACCAGCACCACCCAAACUAUGGCCUCUCGCUGACUCUGGAGAACAAGGAGGGGCCUUCCAGGUCUCCAAACUCCAGCAGUAAAUCCCUGACAAAACUGAGUCCAGGACCGCCUGCCCUGUUCAGCGAAGCUGCUGCCCAUCUAAAGAAGCUGGAACUGGAGACGGUGAAAGCUGCCGGACCCUGGCCUGCUCUGCACAUCAACAUAAAUAAGGCUGAAGAAAAAAAAGUUUCCGAGAAGACUCUUCAGACCCCUCUUUUGCCUUCCCCCAUAGCCGACCACGUGAAGUGUAACAUUUUGAAAGCCCAGCUGGAGAACGCAUCGCGAGUGAGUGCCCAGGUUGGAAAAGAGGAAUCAACGUUUGUAAAUAUCAGUAAGAAAUCCAGUCUUCAGGAUGCUAAUGUAAGAAGUCCUAUUCCUAUACGUGUGGAAACUACCCAACCAGCAGUGGAAAAGCCGGAAAUCAAGCCUCCCCGAGUGAGGAAGUUAACAAGACAAUACAGUUUUGAUGAAGAUGACCUCCCUCCUGACCUGGCCGAGGCAGUAGGAGCGCCCAUCGCCACAGCCACAAACACCACCAUGGCUGCCAUGCAAGUCUCCGUGCCGCCGGUGUCCCCCAAGGGCCACAAACUCAGCUCGCCUCAGAACUCAGAAGGCAAGGGCCAGCUGUCCCCAGGGGCCAAGAGUCCCUCUGACCGAGGAGGUGCCUUUACCUUGGAGCCAGGCGAUCUCCUGAUGGACUUCACAGAAGCUACUCCUCUGGCAGAGCCCGCCAGCGCCCCCCACUGUGCCCACUCUCGCUGUUCUCCUCCACUCUCUCCCCCCAUGAAGGAAGAGACCACUGGAGUUUGCAUGCACCCUCCAAUCAAAACGAGGCUGAUAAAAACAUUCCCGGUUGAUCCAGUGACCCCAUUUCCUGAUGCUUUCAAUUCAGGGCCACAGUUCACCGCGGACUUUAGAGACAGUAAAUUGCCGUGCUGUCCUGGCCAGUCUUCCCCACUGAUUCCAGCAGUGACCCUGCGGCCUUUGACAGAGACCAUCUCCACAGUGCAGACCAUCUACACCACUCGGAAACCUGUUUCUCUGGCAGCCAGUGCAGAGACGCUCCGGCAGGAACUGGAGAGAGAAAAAAUGAUGAAAAGACUGUUGAUGACCGAACUGUGA
Molecule: messenger RNA, 2718 nt
Organism: Callorhinus ursinus (northern fur seal)
Lineage: Eukaryota; Metazoa; Chordata; Mammalia; Carnivora; Otariidae
Gene: EPB41L4B
Product: erythrocyte membrane protein band 4.1 like 4B
Biological process (GO): actomyosin structure organization
Cellular component (GO): cytoskeleton
Molecular function (GO): cytoskeletal protein binding
Source: RefSeq, a predicted model, not a curated record